AUGUCGCCCACGGCUGGCGCCGACGGAGAGAGAACGCCGCUGCUCGGCUCCCAGCCCAAUUCGUCGUCACGCAACACCGGAGAUGAUGGCCCAGACUCCCACGAUGACAGCCGGUGGACGCUCGGCAACAGCACGCGGCGCCUCUACGUGUCGCACUUCCUGUCCACGUGCAACACCCGCGUCUUCGAGUUCGGCAGCGUCUUGUACCUGGCCUCCAUAUUCCCCGGCACGCUUCUGCCCAUGUCGGUGUACGCCAUGGUCCGUGGGGCGUCGGCCAUUGUGCUGUCUUCGUUGGUAGGGCAGUACAUUGAUCGCGAGGACCGGCUGAAGGUAGUCAGGAGGUCGAUCGUCUUGCAACGGGCCGCCGUCGCUGUGUCUUGCACCAUCUUCUUCGUUUUAGGAAGGGUACAGCAUGCUUCUCAGAUGCUACGGGCUGGUCUUCUUGUCUUGCUGGUUGUUAUGGCUUGCAUUGAGAAGCUGGCCGCCAUGAUGAACCUUGUGUCUGUCGAGCGAGACUGGGUACCACAUCCCUGGGAACAUUUGGGGUUAACGCAUUCUAAUCAUGGUAUAGCCAUGAAUUCCCAAAUGAGACGCAUCGACCUCGUUUGUAAACUCUUUGGGCCCUUCUUCAUUGGAGUUGUUGAUGGCGUCUCGACUGAGACCGCAAUCAUGGUAAACUUAGGAAUGAAUUGCAUUUCUGUCGUCAUCGAGUACUUUUCCAUUGCCAAGGUCUAUUAUCAAGUGCCGGAGUUGCAGCAGCCAAAGAGAGCACCCAGCCUCACGCCAGAACACGAUCAAACUGCGGAUCAAGCACGUGGCCCAAGAUGGCGAUUCAUCACACGCUCUAUGAAGAAGGCUGGCGAGGAUACGUUGGCUUAUUUCAGGCACCCAGUUUUUAUGGCUUCCUUUGCGGGUACGCUGUUGUAUUUUACAGUGCUAUCUUUUAGUGGACAGACGGUGACCUAUUUGCUGGCCACUGGCUACACUCCCACCCAGAUUGCCGCUACGAGGACCGUCUCUGUGAUUUUCGAGGUCUUGGCCACUUGGGUUGGCCCAUGGUUGAUGGCCAAGAUAGGUCCUGUCCGUGCUGGACUCUGGUUUUCGAGCUGGCAGGUAAGCUGCCUGGCCAUCGGCAUGUCCAUCUUUUGGCAAUAUGCGGAUAACAGCCUCGUGUCAACUUUGGGCUUGGUCGGUGGUAUAAUACUGAGUCGCGUAGGACUCUGGGGCUUCGACUUAUCGGUGCAGAUCAUUGUUCAGGAGGCAAUCGAGGCGGAAAUCCGAGGCGCAUUCUCUGCCGUGGAAGCAAGCUGGCAAAACGUAUUUGAGAUGUGCUCGUACACGCUGACUAUUAUUCUCUCGUCGCCCAGCCAGUUUGAAUGGCCUGCCACCAUCAGCGUUGCGGCGGUUUUCUGCGCCUGGGCUUUGUACACUAGGUUCGUGAGAAAGCGGCGAGGCCACCUUAUCCACUGGCCGGCGUGCAUCUCACAUCCAGAAAAGAGGCAGCGAUCGACAGAAGACUUGCUUCAAGGCAUGGUACGGAGGCAGAGAGACUGA
Ilyonectria robusta is the source of this 1554-nucleotide messenger RNA. RefSeq names its product Ferroporti-1. Gene Ontology annotation, cellular component: membrane. Gene Ontology annotation, molecular function: iron ion transmembrane transporter activity. Gene Ontology annotation, biological process: iron ion transmembrane transport. The coding region runs from base 1 to 1554 and encodes 517 amino acids. The transcript has 5 exons. The record is from RefSeq and is a predicted model, not a curated record. Lineage: Eukaryota; Fungi; Ascomycota; Sordariomycetes; Hypocreales; Nectriaceae.